Messenger RNA from Drosophila nasuta, 1101 nucleotides. RefSeq lists its product as uncharacterized. The coding region runs from base 58 to 1101 and encodes 347 amino acids. Lineage: Eukaryota; Metazoa; Arthropoda; Insecta; Diptera; Drosophilidae. The transcript is spliced from 3 exons. The record is from RefSeq and is a predicted model, not a curated record.
CAGUUAUUUGGCUAAUCUCAAGUUUGUUGCCUAAGUCUUUCGUUUCUUUAUUGCAGCAUGCGUAUCUCCCAGCUGCUGCCUCAACUGUGGUUGCUCAUCUGUUGCCUGAUAUGUCUAAUACGCACAGCUGCUGCGCUCAAUGAGGCCUUGGCCACACAGCUGGCGGACGCCGAGGCGCAAGUUGCAGCAGAAUCGGAUUGGGAGGCUAAUGCGCCGCAUAUACGUAAAAAGCGUCUUGUUUGGAUUACGGACGAUGGGCGCUUGGCACUGCCACCGGGCACCUCGCUCACAUUUACGCCGACAAUUGCCAUGCCACUGGUACGACAUCCGCCUGAAGGCUUCUUCUCCAAUCUGACGAUAAGUUUCCCCGUGACAAUUGACUUCGAUAAGCUCGGACUGACGGACAAUCAGAACCCAUUAGGUGAUUUGCCUUUCUUCGCCAGAUCCUUUGGCCAUGGCGCAGGGCAAAUGGUUGGCGAGUAUGUCUCACGCUAUUUGCAUAUUCAGCGGCGCAAGCGUGAUCUCAGUGAGCAACGUAGUAGCUCCGAUGAGAAACCCUUUAAGGUGCGUGAGGAGCUGCUCAAUUAUCCAGAGCUUCCAGCUGGUCUGAAGCACAUAUUCCAUGGUGGCGAGCGGGUGCUGCUUUAUGGCGUCGUUGAGGAUUUCCUCGCCACCUUUGGUAUGGAUGGCAAGGCGUGUCUGCUGCGCACUAUCUGUGAGAUGCAUUCGCGCAGCUUGGACAAGUUUGGCGUCUUUGGCGAGAUGACAAAGCUCUUUCUCACGGUUACAAAGUCGCCUUUUGCCGAGCUCAUACCGGAGUAUGUGCGUGCACAGCAUGUGGGUGAAGGCAAGCAGGCGCCUGGUGAAUGUUUCCCCUACUACAAGGCCUGUCCCAAGAGCAUCUUCAAGGCGCUGGCCAACAAGUACAGUGCUCAAGCAAAGCCAAUGAAGGCAGCGAAGACGACGACGACGACUACGACGAGUACGACGACAGCAAGGCCUGCGGGUGAGUACCAGGAGCAGCAGGCCGUACUGCUGCCGAACAAUAAGGAGCAGGAUCAGCAGGAACAGGAGCUCAAUCGCAACGUGGUGUACAUGUGA